Messenger RNA from Poecilia latipinna (sailfin molly), 1751 nucleotides. RefSeq names its product activin A receptor type 1Ba (gene acvr1ba). Gene Ontology annotation, molecular function: transmembrane receptor protein serine/threonine kinase activity; ATP binding. NCBI's taxonomy places the organism in Eukaryota, Metazoa, Chordata, Actinopteri, Cyprinodontiformes, Poeciliidae. Gene Ontology annotation, biological process: cell surface receptor protein serine/threonine kinase signaling pathway; protein phosphorylation; cellular response to growth factor stimulus. Bases 148 to 1629 code for a protein of 493 amino acids. Gene Ontology annotation, cellular component: signaling receptor complex; plasma membrane. The record is from RefSeq and is a predicted model, not a curated record. The transcript is spliced from 9 exons.
CCCCUUUAAACACGUCACCGGCGGGCUGGCUGGUAUCUGGUGGUGUGGUGUGUGCGGUCGGACUGUGGUUGUGUUUCAGCUCUGACCGUGUUGAUAACGACACACUUCGGGCGCUUUUCCUCGCGUAGACAUGGGAAUUCAGAAGACAUGGCUCUAAGACGAACGGCCCUAACGCUGCUGGCCCUGCUCGGGCUGGCGGCCGUCGGUGACGCUUUAUACUGCAACUGCACAAACUGUAACAAGGGCGAGUGCAAGACAGAAGGCGCCUGCCUCGUUUCAACGUACAAGUCCGAUGGGAAAGAUGUGCUCUUGCGGCACUGCCUCGACCCCGAUAAGAUGACUCCCCCCAUCUACUGCAAGAGCGCCGAAGGGCACUUGAACGUUCACUGCUGCUUUGUAGAUUACUGCAACAGUAUUGACUUGAAAGUCCCAGACCCGACGACCGGAGAGUGGGUGACCUCGGGGAGCUCCUGGGGACCAGUGGAGCUGGUUGCGGUCAUAGCGGGGCCCGUGUUCCUGCUCUGUGUGCUGCUGAUGGUUGGAGUGUUCCUCUUCCAGUAUCACCAGAGAGCCUACAGCCACAGACAGCGGCUGGAGGUGGAGGACCCCUCCUGCGACCACCUGUACCUGGCCAAGGACAAAACCCUGCAGGACCUCAUCUAUGACAUGUCCACCUCAGGAUCUGGCUCUGGGCUGCCGCUGUUUGUGCAGCGGACGGUUGCCAGGACGAUCGUGCUGCAGGAGAUAAUAGGGAAGGGGCGUUUCGGAGAGGUGUGGCGAGGAAAGUGGAGAGGCGGAGACGUUGCCGUCAAGAUCUUCUCGUCCAGAGAGGAGCGCUCCUGGUUCAGAGAGGCCGAGAUCUACCAGACAAUCAUGCUUCGGCACGAAAACAUCCUGGGAUUCAUCGCAGCAGACAAUAAAGACAACGGCACAUGGACGCAGCUGUGGCUGGUGUCGGACUAUCACGAGCACGGCUCUCUGUUUGACUACUUGAACCGCUACUCCGUCACCAUCGAGGGCAUGAUCAAGCUGGCGCUCUCGGCUGCAAGCGGCCUGGCGCACCUCCACAUGGAGAUCCUCGGCACUCAGGGUAAGCCAGGGAUUGCUCAUCGGGACCUCAAGUCUAAAAAUAUCCUGGUUAAGAAGAACGGCACUUGUGCUAUAGCCGACCUGGGCCUGGCCGUCCGCCACGAGUCCAUCACAGACACAAUCGAUAUAGCACCGAACCAGCGCGUGGGCACUAAGAGGUAUAUGGCUCCAGAAGUCUUGGACGAAACCAUCAACAUGAAACAUUUUGAUUCCUUUAAGUGCGCCGACAUUUAUGCGUUGGGCCUGGUGUACUGGGAGAUCGCGCGCCGCUGCAACACCGGAGGCAUACAUGAGGAGUACCAGCUGCCCUACUAUGACCUAGUGCCCUCUGACCCGUCCAUAGAGGAGAUGAGGAAGGUGGUUUGUGACCAGAAACUGAGGCCCAACGUUCCCAACUGGUGGCAGAGCUACGAGUCGCUGCGUGUGAUGGGGAAGAUCAUGCGGGAGUGCUGGUACGCCAAUGGCGCGGCGCGACUGACGGCACUGCGCAUCAAGAAGACUCUGUCUCAGCUCAGCGUGGAGGAGGACGUGAAGAUGUGAGCGUCCAGGCGGCGGCCAGCGAGGGGCGCUACAGACGCACAACCCGACCACACUCCCAUAGGAAACAAACACUAAAGACAGACUGCAAAUGGAGAAAAAAACAAAAAACAAAACAAAAAAAA